CAUACAUCUUCCUCUAUACUUUUCUUCUAACAUCUUCCUCUCUCUACAAUUGGAUCAUGGAUAGCUUACCUUUUCAUCUCCUCGAGGAGAUUCUCUUCAAACUGAAUGACAAAUCUCUGGCGAUAAUGCAAUGUGUGGACAAAUCUAUCAACUCCCACAUAUCCAACGAUCCUUAUUUCAAAUCCAACCUCAAGGGUUCGAUUCCAAAGAGGUGCGAUAGUAUUAGUCCAGACUGUUACGAGUCUACACCGUCUUCUUUUCCCGCUGCGAUGGAAGUAGAUGAGAACGUGGAGCUCAUGAAGGUGGAUCUGAUUGAUGAUAAAGGUAAGUCCGGUCUAGGUAUGAUCAUGAGAGUUAUUGAUACAAUCUCAGCAUAUGCUCAGAAAAAGAAAACGGGAGUUGGAAAAAGAUUGUUGAAUGAAGAUGAUACCACACUGAAGAUGGAGUUGCAAUCUUCUUAUUCUUCUUACAAGUUAAUUAACGUGGAGAGAAUCAACAAAAGAAGAAGAGUGAAGUCGUAUGCAUGGAACUAGUCGUUAUGGUUCUUUGAAAGUUUAAUAGUUAAAGUCGCGCUUAUUGUUGUUGUUGCAUGGUUCUUCUCGUCUUUGUUUAUUGCACGCUCACCAUUUUUUUUUCUUUUAUCUAUCUCUACCACAAGAGGAAUAUGACUUUAUUAUAGUUGGACAUAGCUAAAAAGUUAUUAAAUAGUUUGCUCGAAAUCUUCCAAAAGACCAAAACAUAUUUUAACAUUGUAUACAAGUAUGAAAUUGUAUCACUAGCUCGGGAGAUUCAUGGAAAAUCUACACUUGUAUCAGUUAGGCUACAGUUUCUGUUGUUAGAUGUUUUUGCUUUCGCGUUUAAUUAACAUUUAGGACUGAAUCUGGGAACAGGUUUCGUUUAUAU
Messenger RNA from Brassica napus (rape), 903 nucleotides. RefSeq lists its product as uncharacterized. The transcript has a single exon. Lineage: Eukaryota; Viridiplantae; Streptophyta; Magnoliopsida; Brassicales; Brassicaceae. The record is from RefSeq and is a predicted model, not a curated record. Gene Ontology annotation, molecular function: protein binding. The coding region runs from base 57 to 533 and encodes 158 amino acids.